Messenger RNA from Gossypium raimondii (Peruvian cotton), 1582 nucleotides. RefSeq names its product putative glucose-6-phosphate 1-epimerase. Lineage: Eukaryota; Viridiplantae; Streptophyta; Magnoliopsida; Malvales; Malvaceae. Gene Ontology annotation, molecular function: isomerase activity; carbohydrate binding. The transcript has 7 exons. The record is from RefSeq and is a predicted model, not a curated record. Bases 370 to 1275 code for a protein of 301 amino acids. Gene Ontology annotation, biological process: carbohydrate metabolic process.
AAACAUCCUCAACUGAGUUAAAACAUGUUUCUCUUGGAUCAUAAAUAAUCAAGUCAACGCCAAAUUAUUAAGUUCUCUUAUGUAGUUAAAUUAGCACGUCAUGAUCAAUUAAACCUGCUUGUGGAGAUUUUGAUCUCUACCACCUGUGUAUAGAUAAAACCCACUUUAGUAUCCCGCAAAAAAUGAAACCUUUCCAGUUUUCCCCCUUCUAAUGAUAGCAUUAAGUCUUAAAAUCAUUUGUUUUGUGUGAAUAUGGACAAUUUUGUUAGAACUAGUGUUGACCUUAGGAAGUCAUGGAUGCUUCUUACGUAGUGCUUCCCCUCCCCCUCCCCCCCUCCUCUUUUCCUUCCUUUUAACCUGAAAAACUUUAUGAUUUCUUGUAUUGAUUCUAUUUUUCUUAAACAGGUGUAUCUCUAUGGGGGUCAAGUCACUUCUUGGAAGAAUGAACGUCGGGAGGAGUUGCUCUUCCUUAGUAGUAAGGCACUUUUUCAGCCACCUAAGCCUAUUCGUGGAGGUAUACCAAUCUGUUUCCCUCAAUUCGGAAAUCUCGACUCUCUUGAGCAACAUGGAUUUGCAAGAAAUCGACUUUGGAGUGUUGAUCCUGAUCCCCCACCAUGUUCAUCACAUACUAAUAGCAGGGCUUUCAUCGACUUAAUUCUUAGGCAUUCUGAAGAAGAGGCGAAGAUCUGGUCUCACAGGUAUGAGCUUCGGUUAAGGGUAGCUCUAGGACCUGCAGGUGAUUUGAUGCUGACUUCCCGCAUUCGAAAUACAAACACUGAUGGCAAGUCGUUUACAUUUACAUUUGCCUAUCACACCUAUUUUUUCGUCACUGAUAUCAGUGAAGUGCGAGUAGAAGGACUAGAGACACUGGAUUAUUUGGAUAACCUGCAGAACAGAGAGCGGUUCACUGAACAAGGGGAUGCAAUAACAUUUGAAUCAGAAGUGGAUAAGAUAUAUCUUAGUACACCAACAAAAAUUGCCAUCCUAGACCACGAAAGGAAGCGAACAUUUGAGUUGCGAAAGGAUGGACUUCCGGAUGCUGUCGUGUGGAAUCCCUGGGACAAGAAAGCGAAAGCAAUGGCUGAUUUCGGUGAUGAGGAGUAUAAACAUAUGCUUUGCGUAGAGGCUGCUUGUGUGGAGAAGCCCAUCACCUUGAAACCUGGUGAAGAGUGGAAAGGAAGACAGGAGAUCUCAAUUGUUCCAUCAAGUUACUGCAGCGGACAACUCGACCCGCGUGGACAACUCGACCUGCGUAGGGUAACCUUUGGUUGUUAAACACUGGCUUUUGCUUCAACAUCCUUUGUACAGUUUAAAUCGCAAAAACACUGCCGAUUCAGCCUCCACAAUUGGUGCCAGUCACCAGCCAAGCAUUUAAUUUACAAAUUGUCCCUGUGCCUAAAGUUUUCAUAUGAAGGGCAUGGUAAUUUUGCAUAUCUGUUUCUUUGGGUGUAUUGAUUGAUUACCUCUCCAUUCUUAUUCUUUCAUUUUUUUUUUCAUCUUAUAGUAUUAACUUUCUGAGAAUUGUCCAAGCGAUUUAAUAGUGUGUCAGUUUGGUAAUAAAAUCCUUUGCUUCUAUUCGUGA